Carassius gibelio (silver crucian carp) is the source of this 1473-nucleotide messenger RNA. Its product is annotated as scavenger receptor cysteine-rich type 1 protein M160-like. Lineage: Eukaryota; Metazoa; Chordata; Actinopteri; Cypriniformes; Cyprinidae. Bases 1 to 1473 code for a protein of 490 amino acids. Gene Ontology annotation, cellular component: membrane. The transcript is spliced from 9 exons. The record is from RefSeq and is a predicted model, not a curated record.
AUGAUAAUCCCAGGUCUCACGGGCUUGGAACGACAUGAAGGUCUCAAUGUGGCUUUGCGCGGAUCUGACAGCCCUUGUAAAGGCCGGCUGGAGGUGUAUCAUGGCGUUAAGAAGCAGUGGGGCUUGGUGUGUCAUUACGGGUGGAGAAAGGAAAAUGGAGAGGUUGUGUGUAAAUCAAUAGGGUGUGGGGAUCAUACACGCUCUGAUGUAGACAGGACCCUCUACAAAGAUCCACCUCUGCCCCAACAAUACUGGAUGGAUCAAGUGAAAUGCACAUCUGGAGAAGAGAGCCUUUGGAAAUGCCUUUAUGUUGGCAUCAGUAACAAUGAGGAGUGUGAUGGUAGUUUUGUUGCUGUUGAAUGCUCUGGAGAAGUUAAACUGAGUUUGAAUCUGAAUGGACAGCGUGAUGUAUGUGCUGGUGUGGUGGAGUUCUCUACAGCCAACGGCAUCAUUGGGGUCUGUAAUGAUGAGUGGUCAAACAAGAUAUGUCAGGAGCUUGGUUGUGGAGAUCUUCAUUACAGUCCCAAGCCUGGAAUGUUCAAAGGACAACAGAGCAAACGAAAUGUAUUUCUUAAUUGUGUUGGCGAUGAGAAGUUCUCUUGGCAGUGUAUGGAGAGGUCAGACUGCCGGGAGCGAGCCAGUGUGAUCUGCAGCAAUCACAGGAGGUUCAGUCUACGAGAUGGCAGCGAUGCUUGCUCUGGGUUGGUGGAAGAGAAAACUGUGAAACAAAAAUCAUGGAAUCCUGUUCAGUCAGCAAAAGUGAAGCCUGAAGUCAUCUGUCCACAACUGAACUGUGGUUCCACUGGAAAAUUUACAAAUGGAACUAACAUCCUGACGUGCUCAGACCGCGUGAAACUCCAGAAUUUCACAACAGAGUGUUUUGGAGAUGUUUCCAUUGUUGUGAAUGGUAUUAACUAUGAAGUGUGCUACAGUGAGCAGGAUUCGUUUCAGUCCCGUAAAAAGAUGGGGGCGGUGGUCUGUCGAGAGCUUGGCUGUGAGGAAGAACUGAAGUUCUUUGAAGGUGAUUCUCCAUGCGAGGGAAAAGUGCGCAUCAAGCAAUUUUAUGAUAAGGCUGUCUGGCUGCCUGCAACACCAGAAAAAGCCAAUGACACAUGCAAAGCAAUGCAGUGUGGAACUCUGGUCUCCUUUGAGAAAAGCCAAACCACAGAUGCCAAAGUCAAAUGUUCAGAUAAACCUCCAAAAAUUAGGCUCUCAAACAACUGCACAGGCGAGGUGCUCAUAGAUGAAGAGCAUGUUUGUGCAUCCCGGUGGGAUGCUGGGAUGUCCAACAAGUUAUGUGACAGCCUCAAUUGUGGUAAGGCACUCUACAGCUGGACCACAGAGUCCAGAGAAAAAAAUACUUGGCAUUUCAGCUGCACAGGCAACGAGACAUUGAUGUGGCAGUGUGGCUCUAGAAAAGACAGCUGUGAGAACAUCCUCUCUGUGGCCUGCAAAGUUCAUGUUUGCAGAUAG